UGACAUAUUUCUCUCUCUCUCAAAUCACCAGCUAUAUAUAAUGAUUUGUUUAGGAAUUACUAGGAGUUAGGGUAACCAGAAGACGAGAAGUGUAAUAUCACCAGAGACCUGUGCAGAAUCCGAAACUCAUCUCAGCUCCGAAUUCUGUCAAAUCAUUUUCUGAACACAGAUAUAGUUUCAAGUGCUCCAAUUUUGACAAUCCUUUGCAUUUGAAUUCGGGUUAGCAAAAGCAGGAAAUGGUCAACAGGUAUGGAGUGUUUUGAUGUGCAGGAAAUACCAUGUUGCAGUGCUUAGAGGGUGUUAAGCAUUUAUGUGCUCCCCUACUUCAGUGUUGUGAUCUUGAUUUGUAUAGACAAUCGAGAGGUCUUGAGGACCCUGAAGUUCUUGCUAGGGAGACAGCAUUUAGCGUAAGUGAAAUUGAGGCACUUUACGAGCUUUUUAAGAAGAUUAGCAGUGCGGUGAUUGAUGAUGGGCUAAUCAACAAGGAAGAAUUUCAAUUGGCAUUAUUCAAGACAAACAAAAAAGAGAGCUUGUUUGCGGAUCGGGUAUUUGACUUGUUUGACACAAAACAUAAUGGAAUCCUAGGUUUUGAAGAGUUUGCUCGUGCGCUCUCCGUAUUUCAUCCGAAUGCCCCAAUCGACGAUAAGAUUGAGUUUUCUUUUCAGCUCUACGAUCUCAAGCAACAAGGUUUCAUUGAGAGGCAAGAGGUUAAGCAAAUGGUAGUGGCUACCCUCGCUGAAUCUGGCAUGAAUCUUUCAGAUGAUGUUAUAGAGAGUAUCAUCGAUAAGACCUUCGAGGAAGCUGAUACAAAACACGAUGGGAAGAUUGACAAGGAAGAGUGGAGAAAUCUUGUUCUGCGACAUCCAUCCCUUUUGAAGAAUAUGACCCUUCAAUACCUCAAGGACAUCACCACAACAUUUCCAAGCUUCGUAUUUCACUCACGAGUUGAAGAUACCUGAUUCGGGAUCUGCAUUUAGGUCUUAUUAGUUGUAAUAAACCCAAAAAAAAGUUUUUGCAUAAUAUUUGGUAUUUUUUUUGGCUAAGAUUGGUGAUUGUGUUUUCACUAUCCUAUGAUUGAAUUUUCAUUUGUUUUUAAGUAGAUGUUUUUUUCUUGUA
Molecule: messenger RNA, 1116 nt
Organism: Cornus florida
Lineage: Eukaryota; Viridiplantae; Streptophyta; Magnoliopsida; Cornales; Cornaceae
Product: calcineurin B-like protein 3
Exons: 10
Coding region: 279-959 (226 amino acids)
Biological process (GO): calcium-mediated signaling
Molecular function (GO): calcium ion binding; kinase binding
Source: RefSeq, a predicted model, not a curated record